UCAACUUUGCAGCUUGGACACAGAUAAAGUCUGAGGCCAAGGUGCCGCUGGCAACUUGUGGACUGUCACAGUGGAUAUAGACUCAUAGAUAACUUCGGGACUGUCUGUGAAACAUAUGCAGUGACUUCUUUUUUUUUUUAAUGUCAUACAUAUUCAGAGACUCUAAGUCCUAUUCAAUGAAGUCUGCAGUGUGUUAACGUGCCUCAGCGACUGCUGUUUAUCUGCAGAGCUCAUCUGGCCCUGUUCAAGAGCUCCUGUCAAGGCCCUCAUAUCUGUAAUACUUGCUGAAAUUGAAGAGAGAAAAAAUGGCACCUGCUGUCGGUGGUCCUGUAGGCUACACUCCACCUGAAGGUGGCUGGGGAUGGAUGGUGGUAGCUGGGGCCUUCAUCUCUAUCGGCUUCUCCUAUGCAUUUCCUAAGUCCAUCACUGUGUUCUUUAAAGAGAUCGAGGUGAUCUUCGAUGUGACCAGCAGUCAGGUGUCCUGGAUCUCUUCCAUCAUGUUAGCGUGCAUGUACGGCGGAGGUCCUAUCAGCAGCAUCCUGGUGAAUAAAUAUGGGAGUCGUCCUGUUAUGAUGGCUGGUGGAUGCCUGUCCGGGUUGGGCCUUGUUGCUGCCUCUUUCUGCAAAACUAUUGAAGCUCUGUAUUUUUGUAUUGGUGUCAUUGGAGGUUUGGGAUUGGCCUUUAACCUCAACCCUGCACUCACUAUGAUCGGAAAGUACUUCUACAACAAGCGACCCAUUGCCAAUGGAAUAGCGAUGGCUGGCAGCCCUGUGUUUCUCUCCACCCUGGCUCUGAACACUUGGCUCUUUGACCAGUUUGGCUGGAGAGGAAGCUUCAUGAUCCUGGGCGGCCUGCUCUUUAAUUGCUGUGUCGCUGGUUCCCUCAUGCGGCCCAUAGGACCAAAACCCAAACCUGCGGAGAAGAGCACAGAGAGGAAGACUGUAGUGCAGACAAUUAACAGUUUCAUUGACCUAUCUUUGUUUAAGCACCGUGGCUUUUUGCUCUAUAUCCUGGGCAAUAUUAUCAUGUUUUUCGGCCUCUUUGCACCACUGGUGUUCCUCAGUAAUUUUGCAAAGAGUAGAGACAUCCCCAAAGAAAAGGCAGCUUUCUUACUGUCUGUGCUGGCUUUUGUCGACAUGGUUGCCAGGCCCUCCAUGGGCAUUGUGGCAAACACUAAGUGGAUCCGGCCUCGAAUCCAGUACUUCUUCGCUGCCUCUGUGCUUUAUAACGGUGUUUGUCACAUUCUGGCACCAAUGUCUGUGACCUACACAGGCUUUGUGAUUUAUGCCAUCUUCUUUGGGUCUGCUUUUGGCUGGCUGAGCUCAGUGCUGUUUGAGACCUUGAUGGACCUUGUUGGAGCACAACGCUUCUCCAGUGCUGUUGGCCUGGUCACUAUUGUGGAGUGUGGUCCUGUAUUGUUAGGGCCCCCUUUGCUUGGGAAGUUCAAAGACAUCUAUCAUGAUUACAAGUACACGUACCAGGGCUGCGGGAUCAUCCUUAUCGUCUCCAGCGUCUUCCUCUUUGCAGGGAUGGGACUCAACUAUCGACUGCUGGCAAAGGAGAAGAAAGAGGAGGAGAGGAGGGUCAGGGUAGUAGGGAGAGAACAAAAGUCCAACAGGGACAAUGCUGCCAAGGAGGUAGCAGAGGCUAGGAACACAGAAGACACUGUCUAAUAGUUCGUAUACCAUUUUAAGCUACAUUUUUGUUCAAUUUUUUUAAGUAUAUAUAUGAUGGAUGCACGAGUUAAAGGAAACGGCAGUGAACAAUCUUGUUUCUUUAUGACAUUUUGAUCAAGAGCACAGUAUUGUUCAUGACUUCACCAGCAUUUCCAUGUGAAGUUUUUAAACAUCUUUAAAAGCCUUAAAACCCUAAUGAAUAAUCCACAUAAAUACCUGUGAUAUUCUAACAGUGACUGUUAUUUGUGUUUGAUAGUCUAUUAAAGUGUGCUUAGCCUUUCAUGUCACUGAAAUCAUCAAGAUAUUAUUAUAAUGCCUUUUCAAUCUCAGAUGGUAUCUCUAUAACCUUUCCAUAAGUCGUUUUUAUAUAGCACACAAACGCUCAACAAUGUAACAUAAGAUAAUUAAAGAGAUUAUUCAAUAUGGAGCAUUCAAAGUGCAGUGCUGUAUUUUUCAAAGCCAACUGAAAACAUGUGAUAUGAAAGUGUAUAAUUAUAGCAUUCACUUUACUUUGCCCAGCACAUUGUCUUACAAACUCUUGUAUAAAGGAUUUUCUCCUUUGACUGAUGCUGUUUUGGAAACAUAUUUGGGGCCAACUUUUUUCUUGUUCUUUAUAUUCCACAAAUAUAGGCUAUUAUUACUUUACUCAAUUUGUCUUUUUUUGCCAGUCCAUUUCUUGAAGAUGGGUGGUGGGAAUAAGCAUUACUUUUGAGGGCAUUAAACCUUCUUUUAAUAGCUUUGUGUAUUCACAUAAUAGAAAAAUGUAAUGCAAGUUAUUGUAUCUGGAUCACA
Labrus bergylta (ballan wrasse) is the source of this 2468-nucleotide messenger RNA. RefSeq names its product solute carrier family 16 member 1a (gene slc16a1a). Lineage: Eukaryota; Metazoa; Chordata; Actinopteri; Labriformes; Labridae. Gene Ontology annotation, cellular component: plasma membrane. The record is from RefSeq and is a predicted model, not a curated record. Gene Ontology annotation, molecular function: monocarboxylic acid transmembrane transporter activity. Gene Ontology annotation, biological process: monocarboxylic acid transport; transmembrane transport.